Messenger RNA from Symbiodinium necroappetens, 948 nucleotides. The record is from the annotation of a GenBank genome assembly. NCBI's taxonomy places the organism in Eukaryota, Dinophyceae, Suessiales, Symbiodiniaceae.
GCCGAGCGCCCCUCCAUUUCUUUGCAGGUGAAGCAGGAGGAGCAGGAGGAGAGACGGGAGCCGUCCUUCCUUGCCGAGAGCAGCAGUGCUGGCCAGGCACGGGACCACAAGGCCGCGGGCCCUUCAUCCAAGCAUUUGCAGCCGCCAACGAAGGCGAGGCGUCCUCCAUCAGCAACACCCAGAGCGGAGGGCCCAGGCAGCGCGGGCCCUCCGCUCAUGUCAGAGGACGCGACCUCCGAGGAGCGCGCGGAGGCCACGGAGGCGGCAGAAUUGGAGCCAGCAACGGGCCGACGAGCCAGUGCCUCCAGUGCCGUGUCGCAGACGAGCACACUCUGCAGUGCGCGGCGUGCAGACAGCAUCGCCGGCUCCAUGACUUUCUCGGUAUCUACUAGAGGUCGCCGAAGAUCUGUUUUGAAUCCUGCAGCCGUCAUCCAAGACUUGGAGGCUUCAGAGGAGUACGAGUACGCACGGCUCUUCCGUGUUUUAUUGGAGAUUCAGCGGACUGGCGAUCCCGAUUCUAGCUGCCUGAGAGAUUUUCUGGCGGAAAACUGUGAAGUCACCGACCUGGUGCUCGAUGCCUUGCCCUUCCUCCAAAAGGUUGAAGGAGGGGAGAUCGUGCUGCCUGCGAGCGCGGACAUGCGAACGGAUCCGACCUUCCGAGAGUUCCUCCAGACGAUGAGGGAGAGGUGUGUCUCCAAUGCAACUCUUUUAAGGAUCUUCACGAAGCUGGGCCAGCGCGGCUCGGCACCCACAGAGGCCUGUCGCGCUGAAGCCCAGAGGUUCUGCCUUGACCGCUUCGAUGCGAACCUUCGUCAGAGCGAAUGGGAGCAGAUGCUCCAAGCUGCCUUCGACGGUGCUGGCGAGGAGCUGACCCCAGGCCAAUGGAUGCAAAGCUGUCGAUGGGCUGCCCGAGCUGCCAGGCUCAUCAUGACGCUGCGGCUGACGUAG